Molecule: messenger RNA, 501 nt
Organism: Daucus carota subsp. sativus
Lineage: Eukaryota; Viridiplantae; Streptophyta; Magnoliopsida; Apiales; Apiaceae
Product: large ribosomal subunit protein eL39x
Exons: 3
Coding region: 137-292 (51 amino acids)
Biological process (GO): translation
Cellular component (GO): ribosome; cytosolic large ribosomal subunit
Molecular function (GO): structural constituent of ribosome
Source: RefSeq, a predicted model, not a curated record
ACGUAGCAGAAAUGGGCCGCCAAUAAACAUACAUAUCGAGCGAGAUAGUAUCUUUUUAAGAUAGAGCUAGGGUUUGGUAAUUUGCCCCCAUUUGUUUGUUUGCAGGCGGAGGCGCGUUUUCUCAGCACAACUCAAGAUGCCGUCGCACAAGACUUUCAUGAUAAAGAAGAAGCUGGCGAAGAAGAUGAGGCAGAACCGUCCCAUUCCUCACUGGAUCCGUAUGCGCACUGACAACACCAUCAGGUACAAUGCCAAGCGCAGGCACUGGAGAAGAACCAAGCUAGGGUUUUAGAGAGGAUGUUUCUGCUGCUUCUUUAUGGAGGAGUAUUUGCAUCUGCUAGCUGGUGUAUUUUUAAUUUACUUUGCAUUUCUGCUUAAUUUUGGGAUUUUAAUAGCGAAUUGACUCGGUGUUUUGGUUCCUUUUUGUUUGUCGGAACUAAGGUUUAGUUAUUCUUGUUGCGAACAAAUAUGAUGAUUAAUAUUCAGUAUUUCAGACCUAAA